AUGGCUGCUACCCAUACGGGAGGAGUCGAGUGGGCUCUAAUUUUAAAGCCUUUUCUUUCAUCCACCAACGAGAAUAUCAGUAAAGGUGAUGUUUUAAGUUUAGUCAAAACUAUCAUACAAAAUGAGAACGAAAUACUCGAGCAUGACGCCGCUCACAAGCAGUUUUUCGACAAUUUGGUAGUCUUGGCCGCAGAGAUCAUCACCAAUCAGGUCACAUCGCUAUCGCAAACUCAACUUUCACAGUUUACGGAAGCUGCUUCUAUAUUGAUUCGUUACAUAAUUCUUCAUUUGGAUUCAACUGCACCAUGCAAGCCGAGUAUUCUAUUGAUGGCCCUAAAAGUGCUUUGCGAGGGGAAAAGGGCCAACGAAAAUCAACCCAACGCAGCCAGCCCUGUCUCGUUGAUUAUUUCCGUCUCCGGUAUGAAGUACUUAAAGUAUCCAGAGAUUCCGGGUAACAAAUCUGCUUCGGUUGGAACCGCGGGUGGAAGCAAUGUCGGUAAUUCGGUGGGUGCAGGCUCUGGGGAAAAAGAUAGUCCCAAAGCUGAGAUGAAACGUUCCCGGUCGGAUUUGUCGACGGUAAUCUUACAACAGUUGACCACCCCACUAUGCAGCUGGGCUGUUACCUUUGCAGCGCUCAGCGAAGAGCAAAUCGAUUGCACGGACUUAUUUGUAAAGCACAACUUGCAAUGCAUGAACGCAAUCAAUGCUGGCGACUCAUUGCUCAAGUGGUGCACAACGGCUCUGACGACGCUGGCAAAAUAUCGUUUCAAAUACGAAGAGUGCACCAUGCUUGGUCGCCCGUUAUAUCUGCCUGUCACCAACACCGAAGCAAACUCAGUAAAAUCCAUACUAAAUUUGAUGGAAUCGGACAUAACGAAUUUACAGCUAGCUAUAUCGCUUCCUCUUUUGGAACCCCUAACAUCUAAGAAGAUAACUCUUUUGUCUCAGUGCGCUAUGUCUGCGCUGUAUUGCUGCGUACUUACGUCAACUGCAGUCAGUGUUAUCUCCAUGGCCACGGCUGGAUCUCAAAAGACUGCUUCGUCUGGACAACUACAGCAAACACAGAGCCAAACAUCUGCAGUAAGCCAAUCGCAAAAAGAAGCCGAAGAUGAAGAAGACUAUGCUCGGAAUAUUGUGGAUAGGGGGUUGGAAAUUUUCUCCAAAAUCGGGAAUCUCCUCAAAUCAGCUACACGCACGCACAUUCAUCAAAAUCAUAUGUGUAUGGGAGCAUGGCUGCUAAUAUCCGGAAUUCAAGGUACAAUGGGUGCAUCCGGAAACGCGAGUGGAUUACAACAAAUGGUGCCCACAAAAACCAACGAGGAGAGUUUAAAAGGGCGUAGCCCUCUAAAAACGCUCGACGUACCUCAAACAGCUCAAGCAGCUGCCCAGUCAUCUCCUGCUUUGCGCGUUAAUCUGUUCAAAGUACAGCAAGGAUUCGGCGUAUUGAACGCGGCCAUCGCUCGUCAUAGCAUCACGUUGCUGACGGAAUUGAUCGAUGAUUUGAAGAUAGAUUCUCGAACGGAAGAGGAAGAGUAUAGUAGUAUCGAAUCGGCCGGUUUUGACAUUCUCGGUCAGUAUACCUCGAUUCAGCGUGUGGUACGUGUACUCAACAGUGCCACACUACAGCAAUUACUCACAUUCCUUGCUACGGUGUCAUAUCGAAAAGCGUGCACUCUCCGUCGAAUCAACACCAAAAACACCAACGACGGCGAACCAAUGAGUUACAGCGACUCUACCACAUACUUCAAUGACACGUUUUCCUGCUCAGAAGAAAGCGAACCUGAAGAAGAAGAUAGUGACAGUUAUCUUGGUCUGUGGUUCAAGGAAACGCUCUCGCCCGAAGCUAACGAAGAAAUGAUUGAAUCGCAAGAACAAGAGAGCAAGGAAGAAAAAGGACGCCUUGGAAGUAGUCUCGUAUCCGCGAAAGAUGAACCUCACGAGUAUCUUAGCUUGGCAUCAUUAAUAUUCAUUUUUUUCGACACUUCUCUUGGAACUAGCCAUGUAUACCUGAGCCGUUACGUGAAGACCGGCUUAAGCGAACAACAGAUGGUAUUGAUGGCAAACAUCUUGCGUGAUCUGGAUCGUGAUUCGGCCCGUGGGGAAACAGACGUCUCUAGUUGCGUACAAUGGCAAAAUGCAAUGAUAAAAUUCUCUGGCGCCGUAGGACGCUAUCUGCAUAAUCUGAUAUCAAAUUCACUGCUGAAUGAAUCGCUUCAGUCGGCGCUCCUAUUGCAUCUGGGCGUGUCACCUUGGACGCAGGAUUCUAACACUUGGCCAUUACAGGUGUACUCUCGCACACUAGCUGUAUUGGUGCAAAUCCUAUUGCUUAAACCAUCGCAGGAAAAGGAAGCUGCAUGUUUGUCUGUAUGGCAUCGUCUGGUAAAUACGCUUGUCGAAGGGAUAUGCUCCACACCAACAAUCCCUAAUGAGCAAGAGAUAGAAGAUCUCAACGUGGAGCAUGCACAGCUAUUACUCUUCUUGUUCCACUCUUUGAACCUAAUGCAAAAAAAGUCUAUACUACUGCUCACAGCGGGAGGAGUUAUUCGUUGUUCCGAGGUAUGUCGUAGUGUUACGUCGGAUAAGCCGUUGAGAGAUCAUCAGAUCAUGCUUCUAUCGCGAUUACUUCUGUUUUUGGAAUAUCUGAUGAAACAUUUGUACAAUCCCCCGAAUGUUCUGCUGGAACAAGUGCGCUGGAAUUUAUUUAGUGUCUUUACACUCGAACAUGAACAGAAGUUGGCAGAUUUGGUAAACUACAAGACAAAGAUGAUGUCGUUCUGCCGUAAAGACAUCGAAGAUAAACAUCGCAAAUUGGCAAAUGAAUUCAGCGUCGGUGGAGUUAAACCUAAAUUUUAUUCACUAACCACUGUCGAUUCGAAAGUGCAACAGGAAUUCAAAUUAGAUGGAUUGGCUUGGAAUUUCAUCCUGUGUACACCGGAUAAACUGAAAUAUCCAUGGCUGAUUGACGCUCUGAUUGAUAUUCUGGGCAUAACAGAUAUGUGUUUAGCUCGAAUUCCUUUCCAGACGUUAUGUGCAGUACACUAUUGUUUUAGCCUUUGCUGGAAAUUGUUGCUUGGAUUACCUCCCUCGACGCAGCAUGUUGAAGCACUGAUGCAAGAGAAAAGCCCGAAUCUGCAUUCGUUGUUGUGGUCGAUUCGCUGUUUGCAUCCUAUAACUCAUUCACAUUACCUCAUUGUAAACAGCCUUGUUAAACAAGGUAUGUACACCCAAUCUGCUGAGGCCAUGUGGAUCCGAUUGACUGAAAAUGUAUCCGACGUUAAAUAUGGUUUGAAAAUGACCUUACUGGGAUUAGAAUCAUUUGCAAAAAAUUUCUCAGCCGAACAGCCAAGCCUGUCCAAGAUAAUUCUUUUGGAUAGCUUAAUGUCCCAUCUCUUUGCGGUUUGCUGGGCUGAAAAAGAGGGCGUUAACUUAAAAACCACUAAAACUAACAAUAGUGCUGCAACAGUGGCAUUAUCUAGUGUAUCUACUGCUAUGCACACCACGACGACAAGCACAGUUUCAUCAGCUGGUACAACUAACGAAGGCAUAGCUAGUGGAGUAAGUUGCACCAGUGUUCCUGGAGUGAAUGGACUAGCAUCGUCUUCUUCUAGUAGUUCAACAUCUUCAGAUGGAUCUGCAUAUGCCAUGCCGUUAGAAAUUUCUCGAGCUGAUUUAACAAAAAGUAUCAUGAGUGCUCUACUAGAUGUGUUGGAAAUUGUUCGUGAGGCAACCUAUAAAACUAUGUUUCAGAAUUUGAGCGGACAAAUAUCUACCAGUUUGAUCGAACCGCUAAUCUCGAUUGCGGGCACUAAAAAUCCUUUCUGUGAAGAACUCGCACAGCAAUUGAUUGGUUGCAUUACAGGACACGACAAAGACGUGAUAAGCGUGGAAUUGCGAAAAAGUUUGUAUGCCAUGAGUGAGGAAGAUUUCCCCAGUGGAUCAUUCCCUGUAGAAACACACACCCUGGCUGUCAUCGAGGCGCAUCUCGCGGAAAUAUCCAAACAUUUGUCUUACUCCAUAUUGCUGUCUUUGAAGAAUACUCUAAAAUCAGCGAUAAACUUAAUCUACUAUUUGCUCCCUAAUUACGACGACAAUACGCUAGACGAGCGUUUGAAGGAAAUAUUAAUUCCUAUGGCAUUUGAUCUGCGUGCCGAAUAUUUACAUAGUUCGAUAACCAAAUGUUUAGAGGCGCUAUUGGGAGGAGAUAGCAAUUCAGAAGCAUACCAGCUUGCUGCGUUUUCCAAUAUCAUAAAACACAGCUACCAGUUCCUAAUCGAAUAUACUGAUUUGUGCGCUACGGGUCGUACAACUAACAUCGAUGAAUCGGUCCUCUGCAGUAUUCUAAAAUAUUGGGAAUCGAUGUUGGAUAAAGCUAAUGGUUUGCGAGCGAUGCGAAACUUUUUCUAUGAAUCAAAAUCUGGAAAUCUGGUGCAAGUUUUGCUUUCAUUCACCGGUACAAGCAUUUCACAAGCAUACUCUACCAGAGUGCUACAAUUCUUCGAAAAACUAUUCCAAGCAACCGAGAAACUAGAUGCGCCUUUCGAUGAAGAAGAGCUAUGCAUGUGCAUAGCUGAUCUUGCAAUUACAGAUAGUGCACGAUUAAAGAGCUGGCUCAGCCACAUACUUCUAGGCCCCGGAGGGAUAAGCCUUACAGCAAACGCAUCGAACAAUUCGAGCAAUGUUCCGACACCAACAAAUAUGGCAACAGUGUCUGCAAUUCCUAGUAUUACCGAUCAACUCGCCGGGUCCGGCACCGCUGUUGGCAUUGCGGAUACUGUGGUAUCCGAAAAUAAUACUACUGCCGCGAAUGUACCUAUAACUACGGAAGGAGAUCAACAGGAUGCUAUGGAUAUUGAUUACGAAUGCAUGACGAAAGGAAGCGGAUGGCAAGCGGCUGCAACAAGCUGCGGAAAGAUUGCUAUAGAAGAUGCGUCAGGAGAGUCCCUGGAACGUAAUGGCAAAUUGCUCCAAUCACUUGUGAAGUAUAUAGUUGCGGAGCAUCGUAUUUGUUCAUCCGUGUCAGUAGCCUUAUUCCAGGCGCUGAUUCAGAUAGGCCACAACCUUCUUUCGCCGGCACAAGAAGCAAUCGAGUUUUCCGAUCUGCUGCAAGUUAUGAUCACACUAGCAGAUGCUGGUAAAGGUCGUGGUCAUGCUCUCCUCUUUGGGGCCGCUAUCGAUUGGCUGGAUGUUUGCCGCGGACAAGUGCUAGAGGGUGGAAAAAGUGGUACCAGUGGUUGGCGAGCAGCUGUUCAGCUUGAUAAUGUAACUGCUAUCCUAAAAUACAUGAGUGAUCUUCUACUCGGCUUGGGUGUUAAAGGUAAUAGAUCAAUGAAUCCCCCCUGGGACGAAGAAUCUGUUGUGGACGCGGAAGACAUUAUGGACGAACUUGGAGGCGACGAGGAGGAUAGUACUAUCGAGGAUUCGGAUGAAGAUAGCCUUGGCAAUAAGCUAUGUACAUUCUCAAUAACACAAAAAGAUUUUAUGAAUCAACAUUGGUACUACUGUCACACAUGCAAGAUGGUGGAUGGUGUUGGAGUGUGCUCUGUUUGUGCUCGCGUUUGUCAUAAAAAUCACGACAUAAGCUACGCGAAAUAUGGUAACUUUUUCUGCGAUUGCGGUGCCAAGGAAGACGGCUCAUGUCAGGCUCUAAGUCGCCGUAGUAUUUCCGGUCAUGGCGAAGAUUCUAUUCUUGGAUCAUCAUCAGCUGCUUCACUUUUGCCCCGCACUUCGGACACUGAUAGUGUUCUGCUAGCAAGUAGCUCGAUUCGGCGGCGUCAACCUAUCAGUCCGUCACACGAAGCGACUUGCAAUAGCCGUGCAGCUGGAUCUGGAACUCAAGGACAAAUUUCCGAGAAAGAGCAACAGCUAGCAAAAAUUAUUGAAACUUCCCGUGAAGCUUUAAACAAUCCUAGCCAAUGGAAAAUGGUAAUCCGAUGCAUUCUUGUAUUCUUCAACUCGUUAAUGCCUACGGUAAAGGAACAUUGUGCCAGAUAUUCCCCUGUAGGUUGCUAUUGGCGAGCAAAAAGUGCGCUAGAACGUUUACACCGCCCGGAAAAAUCAUACGUGUUGAGCGAUGAAAUUAUGAUUGCAACGCUUGGUUCCCAGGAAGGUGCGUUCGAGAACGUGCGAAUGAAUUACUCCGGUGAGCAGGGUCAAACUAUCAAGCAGCUGCUUUCCACCUAUCUCGUACGUCGUGUGGCACUUUGCUGCCUUGCCUCUCCGCAUGGCAAACGGCAACAAUUGGCUAUAUCGCACGAGAAAGGCAAGGUCACGAUAUUGCAACUGUCAGCACUUCUGAAACAGGCGGAUGCAGCAAAGAGAAAGCUAACACUCACAAGGCUAGCCUCAGCUCCUGUGCCUUGCACCGUACUUUCGCUUGCUUCGAACCCGGCUAAUGAAGAUUUUCUGGCCGUAUGUGGACUUAAAGAGUGUCAUAUUCUCACAUUCACCAGCUCUGGCACCGCAAACGAGCAUAUAGUGUUAACCCCGCAGCUGGAUACAGGUAAUUUCAUCAAACGUGCAAUAUGGUUACCGUCUUCGCAAACAAAAAUGGCUCUGGUAACUGCAGACUUUGUAAAGAUAUACGAUUUGGCCGUUGAUAGCACCAGUCCACAGUAUUAUUUCCUGGUGCCGAGUGGCAAAAUCCGUGACUGCACAUUUAUAUACGAUCAGGAAGGCACCUAUCACAUGCUUAUAAUGUCUUCGCUUGGAUACAUAUACACACAGCCGUUAAGUGACGAAAGUCUAGCCAAACAUGGACCUUUCUAUGUGACGAGUACACUAGAGCUCCACCACGCUCUAAUAACGGAUGACAAUGGGCAAAUAUUAGCCGGUGGCGUAUCAAUUUAUUAUUCGCAUGUCCUGCAGAUGUUGUUCUUCAGCUAUGCUGCCGGGCGUAAUUUUAUGGCUCCGCUAACAAAUGUUAACGAUGGUGUCAAAUGUGUGAUCAAUUUAGUGUGCAAUGCUAGUUCUAAAUUGUUGUCCAAAUCUACAACGCAGCCGCUUUGCCAGUGGACAGAAAUCGCCGGACACCCGGGACUAGUGUGCGCAAUGAUGCAGAGUCUUAACAAUCCUGUAAUUUUCAUGAUCAAACCAGACGGAUACAUGGCGCAAGAAAUUAAAGCUCAAAAUGCAAAAGCAAAAAUAAUGGAUAUGGUUGCGAUUCGGCAUAGUGUUUCUGGUGUUGAAAAAACAACGCUGAUUUUGCUAUGCGAAGAUGGAAGUUUACGAAUUUAUGCAGCUCAUCCGGAGAACACAGGAUAUUGGCUAUCUCCGGAAGUGCAACCUGUUGGCCAUCAACAAGCUUUCGGAUGGUAUGGAGCAAAUGGAAAAUCUUCACGGAAGUCGAGAAAAUCUGUAAAACAUUCACUUAAUGGCGUAAGUGCCUCAGCAUCUGGCAGCGGUAAAGGCGCGAUGGGAACGGCACCAACUUUCCCGAUCGAUUUCUUUGAGCAUUGCACACUGAUGAAUGAUGUCGACUACGGAGGUAACGAUUUGCUCCAAAUCUAUAACACACAGCAUUUGAAACAUCGACUUAAUUCAACGGGAUUGUACGUGACAUCUACUAAAACAAAUGGUUUCACCUUGGAUGUCUCUAACAACGAUCAGAACAUGGUUAUCACAGGUGUGCGUGUUCAAAUCGGUUCACAAGAUGUAACAAAGGCACCUCAGCGAUUGACCGUUCACGGACGCUCUGUCCCCACAGUUGCUACGAGGGCUCGUUGGUUUGAUAUUCCGCUAACGCGUGAAGAAAGUCUGCAAAGUGAUAAGAAACUAAGCAUUCACUUUAGUCCAUCAGUGGAUGCGGAACAAAUCACCAUUCUGGAUAGCAUCAAAAUAUAUGGCAAAACCAAAGAUGUCUUUGGUUGGCCUGAAGAAACGGAUGAUGCUGCCGCCGGAGGACAGUUAGCUAAUGGUGCUUCAGGAAGCAAUGCACAAAUGGUAUCAGUUAGUGGAAAUGGUGGUAACGAUGGAAAUGUAGGGCACGUUGAGAACGAUUCCGGUGCGCUGUAUAUGACAUCAUUAGAUCGUAUGCUUUCAAGUAUGUUGCAUGUGUUGGAUAGUAGUGUGUCCUUGUUAGGUGGACCAACUUGUGACGAAAACUAUCGUCAAACAGCUAUUGAUGUGGCAACGAAUCUGAUACUGUAUCCUACUGUAAAUGUGGUACAGCAAGAAGCUCGGAACGUGCUCAUGACUUGUCACUCCAGCAAGUUAGCUUACCAUUCAUACAAGGAUAAGGAGAUACUGAUCGAUAUCAACCGACAACUGAAACAAAUGUACGAUUCAAUCAAUAAUGGUGACAUUGAUCCAGAAGCAUACUAUAGGGUUGUUCUUAUGAUGCGGAGUAUUGCAAUCCAACGACCGCAGGCUAUGGCGAAAAUAUGUACUGAGCAGCAGAUGGACAUCUUAGCUCUAAUGAUGACCAUCAUGAAGGAACUGCACCGUAUUACUCCGGCUUAUGAAGAACCGGUUGCAAUCGUGAAGCGUGGCUUAUGUCAUAUUGAAGCUAUUAUAUAUUCGCUUGUGGAUAUAAUUUACGCAUUUGCCCUAGCUGAUAACGAGCAGAUUGAAAGCAUGGCAAAACUGUUCGUUCGUUUGUUGCUCGAUCCUGCCCCGAUUAUCAGCCAUAGUACUAAACAAGCCAUGAUACGCUUGCUGCGUCCAAAGGUAAAGCGGCGAAAAGUAGUACUAAUCGAAAGCCCUCCCGUUUGUUCUACACCAACUCCAUCUGGAUCGGCUGGAACUGUUGCGCCGGUAGCAUCAAUAUCAACUGCCUCGGGUGCUGUACCAUCUACAUCAUCGGGAAAUGGAACUGAUGAUUUUGCAGCGACAGCUGCCGCCUCGAGCACCGGUGGUGGUAUGCAGCAGGAAGUGGAUGCAAUUGAAUCGCUUGGGUUGGAACCGGGUGCAGGAAAUCAGGCGCUUGCUUCAUUGGAAGCCUUGUUGGGUGUUGGUUUUCCACAUCUGCUCGAAACGCCUGAUGCUGACGAUGAAACUAUAAUGGAAAUAGCGAUUGCUCUUAGUCUUCAAGACAAUGAAGCAGAUCUGCAGCUUCUGCAACAGAGUAUCGCAAACUAUCAAGGAAGAAAUCGAAACUCUGCAAGCCAAAAUUUAGCAGCAGCCAUUGCUGGUGGAUCUUCGUUCAACGUGGAAUCGAAUACAUCUGGAGGUGGCUCAGAUGAUGAUGAAAUUUCGAAUGUGGCCACCGAGGGAUCUACCCUACGAACGUCUCCGGCUGGUGAGCAUGCUGGCAGCGGAAGUGGUGGAUCAGAAAGUGGAUGUAGUGGUGUCGACAGCAUAGGUGGAACCUCGGGUCGUAGCUCGACACACGAGGAGCAAGCAAAUGCUUCACCGCCUCGCACUUCUGUAGUGGACCAGAUGGCGCCGCAAACUACAAGUGUCACUACGAUUCCGCCGACAUGUACAGCACCAGAAGCAGAAGCAACGGACAUAACUGGUGAAAAUUCAAACAAAUUGCACGUGUUGCGAUAUUCCAUUUUAAGUCAACUGGUAAAUAAUUUUUCCGCAUUGGAUCUGGUGAAUGGAACACAGUGUGUUCCAUUUAUGCAGGUCAUCUUAAUGCUAACAUCAGAUCUAGAGAGUAGUCAGGACCCUGACCAACAAGUAUUGAACCGCUUACUACAGGCCUUGAUUGAUCGUUUAGAGAUUCCUUCCACCAAAAUUUAUCAUAUGGCUUCUCGAACUCCAAAAACGGAAGUUCAACUGGUUGUACUACGGUUGUUCGGUGUUUUGAUGGGAAAGGUUAAAUCGAAAUCUACGUCCUCAUCCGCAACAGCGACAUCGGCUGCUGGCUCGAACAGUGAUAAAUCAAUCAUCAAUCAAGCAGUGCUCGACAACGCAUCGUUUUUGGCCCAAGCGACUGCUAAUGCACUGAUGAAAAAUAAUGCUAUUCCAUACUGUCUGGUAAUAAUGGAAUCAUUUUUACCACAUUGGAAAAAAUCCACCACCGCAUCUAUUGAUGAUUUAUGUUCACCCGCGUCAGCAAACGUUGCCAAUACAAACACGGGAGGUACUGCCGCUUCCUCCAGCAACACAUCAUCUAAUGCAACCUCAAAUAACGUUGCUGUUCCAUCACUAACGGCGCCGGGAGGUGCUCCAUCGAACGUUCUGCUGAAGUCAACACAAUAUGGAAUUUUACCGGAUAUGCAACCGUUCUUCGCUCGUCCUUUCCCUAAAGGUUCUAGUGAUGUGUUUGAGAUGUACUCUCAAGUGCUCACCGAAAUGGCGGUAAGGUUGCCAUAUCAAAUUCUAAAACUAUCUACGGGCCAUCCAUCGGCUCACGAAUGGAAUCAAACGCUAUGUGAGUACAUGACGUCCACAUUGUGUGAAUACAUGAUGUAUAUGCAAUCUCCAGUUUUACGUCGGCAAGUUCGCAAGUUGUUGUUGUACAUUUGCGGUAGUAAAGAAAAAUAUCGACAAUUACGUGAUCUACACUCAUUGGAUACACAUAUGAAAGCAGUGAAAAAAUGUUGUGAAACCAGCUGCUCGCAAGUGGCGUCGGCGUCCUCAUCUUUAACAAACGGUCAUUCGACAAUUCUCGGCUAUGAUGCAUUAGUCGAGUUAACAGAGCAUUUUCGCGCAUGUCAAGAGAUUGCAUCUAUCCGUACUGGAAAUUGGCAAAAAUUCUGUGUACGUAAUGCAGAAGUACUUGCUUCACUUAUCAACAUCAGCACAUACCAGUUGGAGGAGGGCGGUGUAUCGACGAUUAUAUUGCAGCUUCUUCAGUCUGCCAUCUGUAACACCACUAGCACAUCGCAAGCGCAACAACAAAAACAGUCGUCAUCGUCUUCGGGUGUAACAGUGGAUCAACAAUUGAAAGUAUCGGUAAUUGUGAAAGACAGAAAAGAUCGUGACAAAUCAGAGGAAUCGGAUACGAUGGCAGCACCUUCGGAAUCGAAAUUCGAUCCCGCUCAAUGUGUUGCUUUGGUUGCUCAAAUUUUCAGCCAGAUUAAUCCGAUCAGCUUGAGUAAAUUCAUCCGAAGCUUCCUCUUGGAGACUAACUCAACAUCUAUCCGCUGGCAGGCCCACAGCCUUGUGUAUGCAUUGUAUGAUAAUAGUGGGGAUGCGCAAAAAGAAACAUUGCUACAGUGUCUAUGGGAUCUAUGGCCGCUUCUACCAGCAUACGGCAAGCGAACUGCACAGUUCGUAGAUUUGCUUGGAUUUUUGACUCUAAACACGCGAUCAUUGAUAGAUAAACUACCGGAUUACACCGCACAGGCUGUAUCAGUCCUGCGCCAACAAAAUGAAUUACUCUCCAAGCACCCAAAUGCCCCAAUAUACACAGCGUUAGGCCAAGUGUUAGAACUAGAAGGGUUUUACCUCGAAUCAGAACCGUGUCUUGUGUGUAAUAAUCCGGAGGUACCAUUUUCAAAUAUCAAGUUAUCUACGAUCAAGGUGGAUUCAAAGUUUACAACUACUACAACUAUCGUGAAGCUAGUGCAAAGUCACACUAUUUCUAAGAUAGUUUUGCGUAUCGCCGAUCUGAAGCGAGCAAAAAUGGUACGCUCGAUCAAUAUCUACUACAACAACCGAACUGUGCAGGCCGUGGUAGAGUUAAAGAACCGCCCGCUUAUGUGGCACAGAGCUCGUAAAGUAACACUUCUGUCAGGUCAGACAGAUGUUAAGAUCGAUUUCUCUCUUCCAAUCACCGCCUGCAAUCUUAUGAUCGAGUACGCCGAUUUCUAUGAAACUGUGAGCGGUUCAAGUGAAAGUUUGCAGUGUCCACGAUGCAGUGCCGUUGUGCCGGCAAAUCCAGGCGUAUGUGGUAACUGUGGCGAGAAUGUGUUCCAGUGUCACAAGUGCCGAGCAAUCAACUAUGAUGAAAAGGAUCCGUUCCUUUGCCACACGUGUGGAUUUUGCAAGUAUGCCAAAUUUGAUUAUAGUAUAUACGGACGUGCAUGUUGCGCUGUGGAUCCGAUCGAAUCAACUGAAGAUCGUUCUAAGACGGUGCAAGCAAUCCAUACUUCACUGGAAAAAGCAGACCGUUCUUAUAAGUCGCUCCAAAACAACAAACAAAUUUUAGAGUUGCUUGUACAGAAAGUAUCGGAGCACAAGCUCGAUCGUACUCUGGAUGAAACGCUGAUCGGUACGUCGGUCGUAGGUGCAGCACAGGUUGGAGGUGCGUCACAAGUUAACAAGGUAAUACAGCUACUUGCACAAAAGUAUUGUGUGGAAUCAAAAACUACUUUCGAAGAGCUGAGUAAGGUCAUACAAAAAGUUCAAGCGUGUCGUAAGGAGCUUGUUGCAUACGAUCGUAGUCAGUUGGAUGGACCGUCAUGUGGGGUAACAAGUACUGGUGGCUCAAUGACAACAAGCUUCGCUUCUAAUACCGGAAUGACGGUAAAACCAACAGUUGUUGCUCUCAACAAGUGUUAUGGCUGUGCGUUAGCAUCGACCGAACAAUGUCUUACACUGUUACGUGCUAUGGCUUCCAACAUGGCCUGUAGAGUGGGGCUGUGCAGCCAAGGCUUGGUACAAGAAUUGGCGAUGAACAAUUUGCGCCGCGGAACCCAUCAAUUGCAGGACGAAGUUCGUCAUUUACUGUGCUUAUUAACGCGAGAUCUUCCCGACGCCACUCGAGCUCUUUGCCAGCUACUGCAGGAUAGAGUUAAGAUGGCACUCUCUGGAACUGUUCCUUUGGCCACGCUAGAUUCUGCUAUUCGACACGAGAUGGCCCUGCUGGAAGCCAUGAACAACCAGGACGACAGCUGCUGGGAGAUCAAGUUGCGUACUGUGAUCGAAUUAUUCCUGCAAGCAUCACGUGAUGCAAGAGGGCCAGCAACCGGUGUUAUUCAUCCAUGCUUGCGCAUAGUUCAAUCGCUCAUCUGUCCAACAUUACCAUCAACGACAAACGCAAACGGAAAUAGUAAGAAUCAUAGUAAAGAAUCCAUAGUGAGUAGUUUGCAGGACUUGUGUACUAUCCAUCCGAUGGAGGGUAUUACUGUAAGUUAUGAAAAAUGGAUUGCUGGCGAUAUCAAUCACUCGUACACCAACUGGAAAGCACGGAUGCCUAUCGUUUCCGGUAACAUUGAUGUACCUCGUCGAAUAACAGAAGAAAACCCGCCUCUACCCAUGGGAAUAGCAGUAGCUCCUCCUCCUUCAAUAGGGCCUAGUGGAUUCCGUUCUGCCCUAGAAAAUCGGCGCUUACUCUAUCGUAAUGCAUAUUUAAUGGAGAAAUAUGCAAAACGUUGGUAUCAGAAAGUCUUAGCAAAAGGAGUCUCACCGAUUCCAGUAGAACUUCAAGCAGCAUGGCUACAACCUAUCCUGUUUAACACAAAUUCCCGACUCGGGCGGCAAUUGACAUGCGCGCUAAUUACAUCUCUUUGCCGCACAAAUGAACGAAAAAGAGAGCUGCUGGAUCUGCUUACUAGCUUCCUACGCUACGUGGGUGAGAGUGGGGAAGCAAGUGCCGAAUUUUUAGCCCUUUACCGCAUGCUGGCCGACGAGAGCCCUUGGCGACAGUAUCUAGCUCUCAAAGGAGUUCUAACGUUGCUUAUACAGCUGGUAACGGUAGAAAUAGAAAAAAUUCACUGCCUCGAAGAAACAACGCUUUCUACAGACCUAGCACAGGGUUAUGCAUUGCGCCAGCUAGUAGAACUGAUGGCACUCUUUUUAGAUAACCCUCCAAUACGCAAAGCGUACAAAGGCAAACUAUUAGGACCCGUGCUACAGGGGUAUCUGGAUCUUCGCAAAUUGAUCGUUCAACGCACUCGUUUAAUUGAUGAUGCCCAAGAGAAGCUUCUUGAAAUGCUUGAAGAGAUGACCACUGGUACGGAGGAAGAAACGGCUGCUUUUAUGGCAGUGUGUAUCGACACAGUACGUCGAACACCGACGACAGAUGUGAAGACGCCUGUGUUUAUGUUCGAGCGACUGUGCUCUAUUAUCCAUCCGGAGGAAAAUGAUGUGGGUGAAUUUUUCCUAACUCUUGAAAAAGAUCCACAGCAGGAAGAUUACCUCCAAGGACGCAUGCUGGGCAACCCGUAUCCCUCUCAUGAGACCGGUCUUGGUCCUUUGAUGCGUGAUGUGAAAAACAAAAUCUGUAUUGACUGUGAAUUGGUGGCAUUGCUAGAUGACGACAAUGGUAUGGAAUUACUGGUGCACAAUAAAAUCAUCAGUCUGGAUUUGCCGGUAAAGGAGGUAUACAAGAAGGUAUGGCUUCAAGAAGGAGGAGAACGAGAUGGCAUGCGCAUAGUAUACCGUAUGCGAGGCCUGCUAGGUGAUGCAACCGAGGAGUUUAUUGAAACGCUGAAUGCCAAAAGCAAGGAAGAGGUCGACAACGAGCAGCUGUACCGCAUGGCAAACGUGCUGGCAGACUGUGGAGGAUUGAAGGUAAUGCUAGAACGUAUUGGAAGUCUACAGAACGUUUCGAAAUCGCGCACCUUGCUACAGGUACUGCUGAAGCUAUUCUUGCUUAGCGUUAAGGUUUCCCGUUGCCAAGAGGUACUCUGCCAGCCAGAACUUGGAGCGAUCAAUACGCUGUUAAAGGUACUACAGCUAUGCCUACAAAGCAGCGAAAGCGACGCGCAGCAAUCGGCCGUAACCGAACAGUUGCUCGAGAUCAUGGAAACAAUACUUUCAAAAGCAGCCUCCGAUACAUUGGACACGUUUCUACAAUUUUCGUUAACCUUCGGUGGGCCCGAGUACGUGCAGGCUUUGCUAUCUUGCACUAAUUGCUCCAAUGUACGGUGUAAUCCGUCCGUGCUUCGACAUCUAAUCCGCGUACUUGCAGCACUUGUGUAUGGUAACGACAUUAAAAUGGCCUUGUUGUGCGAGCACUUCCGUGUCGUGUUCGAUUUCGAUCGAUUCGAUGGCGAACGCAGCCCAGAAGAAGAGUUCAAAAUGGAAUUGUUCUGUGUUCUGACUACUGGCAUCGAACACAAUUCUAUUGGUGGCACGCUCAAAGAUUACAUAAUGAGCUUAAACAUUGUCGACAAAGCGCUUGGUUAUAUCAAAUCUCAUGCACCUUGCGUAAAACCGACAUUGCUUCGGACGGAUUCGGACGAACUGAAAGAAUUUAUAUCGCGAGCUUCACUGAAGUACAUUUUGCGCUUCCUGACUGGCCUAGCUACACAGCACGAAGCGACUCAACUGUCUGUGGCUGAAGAUAUAAUACCUAUUAUUCAUCGCUUAGAACAAGUCUCGAGCGAUGAGCAUGUUGGUUCAUUAGCGGAAAAUCUCUUAGAAGCACUAUGCACCGAGCCAGCGACGGCGAAACGAGUACAGGAGGUACGUGAUUUUACUCGAGCCGAAAAGAAGCGACUUGCGAUGGCAACACGAGAAAAACAGCUCGAUGCACUCGGAAUGCGUACAAAUGAAAAAGGACAGGUUACUGCAAAAGGUUCGAUUCUGUCACAAAUCGAAAAGUUACGCGAAGAGACGGGUCUCGCCUGCUUUAUUUGUCGUGAGGGAUACGCAUGUCAACCAAAUAAGGUCCUCGGCAUAUAUACCUUCACUAAGCGUGCUAAUGUGGAGGAUUUUGAGAUGAAACAAAAGAAGACUAUCGGGUAUACGACAGUGACGCAUUUCAACGUUGUGCACGUGGAUUGUCACAUGAACGCCAUUAGGCUAGCACGAUCGCGCGACGAAUGGGAAAGCGCAUCAUUGCAAAAUGCUAAUACUAGAUGCAAUGGACUGCUCCCGUUGUGGGGCCCUGAUGUAAGUGAAUCCUCGUUUUCCUCCUCGAUGGCACGGCAUAAUAACUACAUGCAGGAAUGCACACAGAGAUGCGAAAUAACGUUCGCCAGCUCGAUGCAUGAUUUGAAGCUGUUGUUGUGGCGUUUUGCCCAAGAAAAGAGUUUCCACGAAGAUGCGGGCGGUGGCGGUCCACAGUCUAACAUGCAUUUGGUAGCCUACCUACUGUUCUAUGGCCUAUACACUUUGCUUUCGUCGAGAUCGUACUCCCGUGAAGAGAUGGUCCUAAGCGGUUUCAUCAGCCAAAAACCCUCCGAUCGUUGGUUGGAGUGUGCCUACGAAGCCGAGGGGCCAUUGUACUUGCUUACUAUGUCUUUGGCGUUGCAUACGCCCGAGCUAUGGUCACGUCACAAACUCGUACAUCUGCAACGAUUAAUCGCGGUUGCACAAGCACGACACGUGAGCCCGAACUCCGUGUGCAAGUUUUUGGCUUCGACUGGAAAGCAGCAGAAGAACUAUACGAUCUACAAGUCGUACCUAAUGUUUUGGGGUCUGAUCGAUUUGAUAUACCGUAACUUCUUCCGCUCUGUGAUCAUAUCAAAAGACGAGGACUGGUCGAUUUCGCUCUUCAACUAUAUCCGCCGUAACGACGAAUUCCUGUUAAAGACAGCUGACAGCACGUUGCAAACAUUUACGGAGGAAUAUCUUCCUUGUGCUUCUUUCGCUGAAUUUUGCGAUGUUGCAGGACUACUAAGCGACAUCGAAAACCCGGACGCAUGGCUCGAAAACCUACUACAGUCGUUACCCUCACCAGGACCAUUUGGAUCUGGAUCGAGUACGGGCAGCAGCGGUUCAAGCACUAACGCUGCCACGGGAACAGGUAGCACGGAAUAAACACAAACAAAUAGUUACAGUAACGUAUUAGAAUAGGAAACCUGUAACUGGUUUAUUGUAUUAAAAAAAGAUGUUUGCACUCAAACUAAAUCCCAUUCAUGCAAAAAAGCACCCGUAGCACAUCCUAGUUCGUAAUCCAGGCGGUAUUAAUGUUCUACUCAAUACAAUUAGCAAAGGCUUUAUUCUGGCCGAAAUAUUAAACGGAAAACUUCAAAUUAUGGAAUAAAUAACAGUAAAUGCAAUACAGGAUGACGGCAACAGUCCGUAGUUUUAUUAUUUGUUUAUCAAAAAUAUAUUAGUACCUUUAAAUAAUACCGUACUUUUAUAAUUAAUGCACUAUUAUGACAUCGGGAUGC
This is a messenger RNA of Anopheles nili, 16898 nucleotides long. RefSeq names its product protein purity of essence (gene poe). Lineage: Eukaryota; Metazoa; Arthropoda; Insecta; Diptera; Culicidae. The coding region runs from base 1 to 16542 and encodes 5513 amino acids. The transcript is spliced from 8 exons. Gene Ontology annotation, molecular function: zinc ion binding; protein binding. The record is from RefSeq and is a predicted model, not a curated record.